GCUGACGCGUGGGAAUGAAUCGAAGCACACAAAAAACUGGAAAUAACAAUUGUUUCAGAAACUUUGUUAUCGUGUUAUUACAUUAUGGAUUUUCUGUCGUGCACACACUGUGAAUACUAAGGCUUAUCAUGGAAGAGUUGCAAUUCUUUGACUCCGGUGUGGAGUUGGCCGUGACGUGUGCUGGCCAUAUUGAUGAUCCUGGUUUAACAGUACAGUUGCAACACAUAAAGUCUAAACUAUGUGAAGUAUUAGAUACAGCCAAAUCACAAGUAAACAUCAAAAAGAUUGAACCAUGGAACAGCAUCAAAGUUACCUUCAGUAUACCAAGAGAAGCUGCACUGCGACUCAGAGAUUUAGCUCGAGGUGGAAACCAAGCUUUGAAAGAUUUAGGAAUACUCUCCGUACAGAUAGACGGUGAUGAUGUGAUUCGACUCACUUUAUCAAGAGACAAUACAACACAAGAAGUUACCUUUAGAACAGCUCCACCACCACCACCAAAACAACCACUGCCAUCCCCUCUUCAACAGACUUUGCAGUUUCCUGGUCCUGCAUUUGGUUUACCUUCAGUUUCGUCUUCUCCAAUGCCAGGACCAAGUGGUGAGCAGCCACAGCCUCAGCCCCAACCAAAAAAGAAGCGUGUACGCAGAACCAAAGAAAAGAUUGCAGCUGCAGCCGCAGCAGCCGCAGCAGAGGCUACACAGAAUCAAGCCAUGCAAAGGUUACAACAGGAACAGUCAAUGAUGGUUAACCUUCCCCAAAGUGAAAUGGAAAGGCAAGAAAAGAGCCGCCCAUCGAAUCUCAAUCUAAUGGGUUUAUCCCAGGAUGGUGGUGGUGGAAGCUUCCCAAUAGGUGCCCGAUUCCCACCCAUAGACAAUUCUAUUAGGCUCACCAAUAAUGGAAAUAACUGCAACAAUAUGGGAAGGAAGCAAGAUGUUACAAUGACAAGUCCUUUACUAGUGAAUCUUCUUCAGAGUGAUAUUUCUGCUACACAGUUCCCAUUCUCGGCAUUGUCUGGGAAGAGCACACCACCAACAAUGAAAUCAGAUGAAGGUGGUGAGGUCCCUGUUUCACGUGCAAUGUUCCAGGAAAAAUUUCUUCAGUUGCAACAGCAACAUAACCAGCAGCAGCAAUUACAGCAGCAGUUUUCAUCAAUGCAGCAACAGCAGCCUGAAAGACAGCAGCAAUUUCAACAGCAAUUACAAAAUUCCCAACAGCAGCAGACACAACAGCAAUUGCAGCAAGCUUUUCAGCAACAUCUACUACAACAAGCUCAACAACAGCAUGGCCAACAACAACAAGAAUUUAUGACACAUCAACAGAGACAGCAGCAACACUCCCAUCAACAAUUAUUGCAACAGCAACAGGAGUCUGCUCAGAUGCAGCAACAGCAACUUGUGACUCAACAACAACAACAACAACAGCAGCAGCAGCAGCAGCAACAACAACAGCAGCAGCAGCAUGUACAACACCAAAAUCUAUCUCAACAACAGAGACUUAUGGGACCACAACAGUUGCUUUCACCACAUCAGAUACCCCGGCAACAAUUUCAUCCUUCCAUGCAAGGGCACCUGCAUCCAUCAAUGUCACAGCAGCAGUCUCAUCAAGCACAACGCCCUCAUAUGUCAGGACAACACUCACAGAUGUUGGGGCCAUACUCACAAAUGUCAGAACAGCUUCAGAUGCCAGGACAUCGACCACAGAUGCCAGAACAACUUCAGAUGACUGGACAACUACGCAUGUCAGGACCUCCACUGCAGAUGUCAGGACAACAACAAAUAAUGUCUGGACAACAGAUGAAACGAACACCACAAAUGCUAGCGCAACAACAGCAGAUGGCUGGACCUCAUCAAAUGCCUGGCCAUCGUUUACACAUGCCAGGGCAGCAGCCGCAAAUGCCAGGACAGCAGCCACAGAUGUCAGUUCAGCAACUGCAGAUGCCAGGACAACAACCACAGAUGCCAGGACAACAACCACAGAUGCCAGGACAACAACCACAGAUGCCAGGACAACCACCACAGAUGCCAGGACAACAACAAAUGCAAGGAUUGCAGACGAAAAUUUCUGGACAGACAGCAAUGCCAGGACAACAACAGCAGAUGCCAGGACAACCACGGAUGCCAGGACAACUGUCACAAAUGCUGGGACAACAGCCAAUGAGGCCAGGACAACAAACACAGCUGCAGGGUCAACUGUCACAAAUUGCAGGACAACAGUCGCAGAAUUCAGAACAACAUUCACAGGUGCCAGGGCAACAGUCCCCAAUGCCAGGACAACAGUCACAGCUGCAAGGACAACAGUCACCGAUGCCAGGGCAACAAUCUGCUAUGCCAGGACAACAGUCGCCAAUGCCAGGACAACAGUCACAGAUGCCAGGACAACAGCAACCAGUGCAACAGUCGCCAAUGCCAGGACAACAGUCACAGAUGCCAGGACAACAGCAACCAGUGUCAGGACAACAAUCCGCGAUGCCAGAACAGUCGCCAAUGCCAGGACAACAGUCGCCAAUGCCAGGACAACAGCAACCAGUGCCAGGGCAACCGCAACCAAUGCCAGGACAACAGCCACAGAUGCCAGGACAACAGCCACAGAUGCCAGGACAACAGCCACAGAUGCCAGGACAACAGUCACAGAUGCCAGGACAACAGUCACAGAUGCCAGGACAACAGUCACAGAUGCCAGGACAACAGCCACAGAUGCCAAGACAACAGUCACAGAUGCCAGGACAACAGUCACAGAUGCCAGGACAACAGUCACAGAUGCCAGGACAACAGGCACCGAUGCCAGGACAACAGUCACCGAUGCCAGGACAACAGCCAUCGGUGCCAGGACAACAGCCAUCGGUGCCAGGACAACAGCCAUCGGUGCCAGGACAAAAGCCACCAGUGCCAGGACAACAGCCACUGGUGCCAGGGCAACAGAUGCAGGUGCAAAUACCAGGACAGCAAGCACAACUUAAGGGACAGCAACCACAGAUGCAACAUCAGCCAAAUAUGCCAGAACAACAGUCUGAGAUGUCAGAACAGCAAGCAGUGUCAGCAACACAAGUACAACAGCAGGGACAACAGCAGAUAUCAGGACAGCAAGCACAAAUGCAAGGACAAAAGCAGUCACAUAUACCAGGAAAACAGCAAACUUCAAGACCAGAACAACAAACAGAAAUACCAGGACAGCAACAGUCAAAAACACCAGGGCAACAAAUGCAUAUAUUAGGACAACUACAUUUAACUGGACAAAAUUCCCUGAUUCCUGAGCAAAAACCACAAAUACCUGAUCUUGCACCAGGUCAACGGCCAAAUGGUUCUGGUAAACCAAAGUUACCUGCACAACCUUUGCAGUUAUCAACCGAACAACUUAUCCCAGAACAACAAUCACAGCAACCUGUGUCAGCUGGCCAACUUCCUCCCCAAAAUUCCCACAUUCAAACAUCCAGACAACAAACACAGCAGGUACCAAACCAGCAGUCUCCAGAUCAUCUUCAACAUGCAUCACAGCUACAGCAACAAUCAUCACGAAAGGAUAGUUCUCCUUCACAGCUGACUGGUCAUCAACAACAAAGGCCCCCACCCCGAUUUUCACAAGGGUGGAUGAAGAAACAGUUGGCACCAUCAAAUCUAGACAGCUUAUCAGGAAUGCUAUCAAUGCCAACCGAUCAACUGAAUCUUUCACAGUUUGUCAGACAAUUAGCUGAAGGAGUUCAGCAACAAAUGCCACAGUUUCACACCCAGUUUUCUGAAGCUGACUUUGAACGUCAGCGAGAACAGUUACUCUCUUUUGGAUUAGGGGCUAGGUCCACUGAACAAAAGGGACAGAUGAAAGCCACUGAAACCAAAGUUCAAGGUGGGGAAAACAGUCAGCAACAGUUUCAGAAAGAACAGCAGAAAAUUCAAAAACAGCAACUUAAGAAAGAGCAGCAGCAACAACAACAACAACAACAGCAGCAGCAGCAACAUCACCGACAAGGACAGCAGCAACCAACUGCUACUUCAUCAUCAACAUUGACACCUUUCCAACUACAACAGGAACAAAAAUUAAGAACUGAAACUACUUCUCAUUUAGAGACAAACGAACCAGUACUUUCAGGCAUGAAAGAUUAUGUGAAGUUUUCUGGUUUAUUCAAGGAAAGAAAAGAACUCAAACAAGAAAUGAUUUCUGAUCAGCAAAUGCAGUUAAAAGUUGAGCCAAUUGCAUCUCAAGGUGUUCCCAUCUCUGAAAAGAUUAAAAGAAAUGAUAUUGAAGAGAAAGCAAGUGUUAGUAUGGACACUGAACUAAAGAAAGAACCUGAGUGUUUGCAUGAUUUCUUGGGUAAAAAUGCCACACAAAUGAAAAAGAAUGCACCAAAAAAUGAAGAGAAGACGAGUUUUGAAGAUGAUGCUUCACAGAAGGAGUUAUCCCUUGAAGUUGGGAAAAAGAUUAAAACUGUUAAGGAAGAACAUCAGAAUGAAAAUGAAAUUUGUUCAAAAGAAAAUAUGAGGACUUUGUUGACAAAUAUACAAGUAAAGGUUCCAGUUUCUCACUCCAGUGAUAGUAACAUCAUAAAAGAUUUACAUGUAGCUGAAAAAGCACAGACAUCAACAGAGGAACCCUAUGAUCCCCUGCUUGAUUUACACCUCCAGACCGAAGAAAGUUCUGUUGAUGAACCUAAAUUGUCCUCAACAGUGUCUACCCCUACUGAUAUAAAGGAAGAUUGUUCACCAGAUACAAGUCAAUCACAUGCAGAAGAUACGAAAUCUGAUGUUGAACUUGAAGGACUUGAAUCGGCCAUAGCAGAAAGUUUGUGUAGGGACGAAGAUCGAGAUUCCCUGAAGGAUGCUGCUUCAAAUAAUGGAUCAUCUGUUGAUUCCUUGGGGAUGCAGGAUGUGAGAAAAUCAUCAGACUUAAGCUCCACUGGACUAUCCGAAGAACUAGUUGGUAAUAUAGCUAAAGAAGAAAUCAAGGCAGUUGAGACAUCUUUAUCUUCAGAUGCUGCAAAGAGUACAUUUGAAGCAAAAAAUGUUCAAAGUCAAGGAAAGAGUUAUGAUGAACAAAAUUUUGCUUCUCAGAUUGAGAAGGAAGAUGCUUUGAAGACAGUGCCCAAAAGUGGAAGUGACCUUCUUGUGCAAAUGAUUAAAGAGGUUGAAGAAGAGAAAAAAACGAUAAGUCCUAAAACAUUGCAGAAAGAUGAGACUUCUGCCAAGUUAGACAAUAAGUCUCAAUCCAAAAGUGAGAAACUAUCAGAACUCAAGGCGAUAUUAAAAACUGUCCAAGCUGAUCAUAUUGAUAUAAAGGAUGCAGAUGAUAUGAAGCUAGACAAACAUUCAGUUGUUGGGAUGGCACAGAACAGUGGACAACAGGCACCUGAUGAAGUGCAGGACACUCAAAAAAUUGUUCUGGCAAAGCAUGCUGGGAGGGUAGAAAAGUCAAGUCCUGAAAGAGAAACUGAAGUCUUACCUAGGUAUGUAACAGAGUCGCUUGAGGAAUGUUACACAGAAACUUCUGCAGUUGAAGAGGGCAAAGGAAUUAAUGCACCUGAUGAUAAUGAUGAGUCAAACUCAAAUGUUUUGGACUCCACGAUACAGGAAAAACCUCAACUAUCUGAACCUGUGAAAAACGUACUACUCACUGAUGAACCUGGUGAAAAUGUUGAAACUACAGCAGAUGUUAGCUGUACAGGGACUAUUACUGAUGGAAUGUCUAUAAAGAUUCCAGAGCAACCUAAGGUGUCCUCCUCUACUUUAGCUCUGGAAGCUGAAGAACUGUCCAGUGGAACUGGCCAAAUUGCAGACAUAUCAAAGACUGAACAAACUAAACUGUCAAAAACAGAGCCAGUUAAGGAUUCUACGGGAGAAGCUCAUGACGUUAUUGAUUCUUCUGUGAGGGAAAAAGUUAUAAAUGAGAAAAGGGAGGUGAAAGAUGAAUCGCAAAAAAUGGAAGAACAAGUGCAAGUAUUGAGUCAACAAGAAAUAGCUUACAGCAGUACAGGCAGCAAAAGAACUGCAAAACAAAUUGAAGAUGCACCUGCUGAAAAGAAAUUGAAGGACAGUGCCGAAGAGGAAAGUGUUUCUGCAAAGGACCCAGAAAUUAAGCCAAAAGCCACUGAGACAACAUCGGAAAAAACAGACAAGCAACCAGAUGAUGCAGAUGAAAUAAAAUCAACUGAAGAGGACAAAAAACCUAAAGCAGAAAUGAUCGAAGAAUCACCUGUAAAAAUUCAAUAUGCUGGGAGGGGAAGAGGGAGGCGAGGGGGAAGGAGGUCACCUACUGAUAUGGGGAGAGGAAGGGGUGACUCACCGGCGAGAAGGGGGCGUGGACAGCGUGAACGAGAUUCCUCACCACCAAGAAAAAGAACUACUAGAUCCAGUGGUGGAGCGGAUAUCUGUGAUCCACUGCCUCCGCCACAGAAACGAAGACGAGCAAAAGAGAAACCGUGA
Messenger RNA from Saccoglossus kowalevskii, 6407 nucleotides. RefSeq lists its product as uncharacterized. Gene Ontology annotation, biological process: positive regulation of transcription by RNA polymerase II. Gene Ontology annotation, cellular component: transcription regulator complex; histone methyltransferase complex; nucleus. Lineage: Eukaryota; Metazoa; Hemichordata; Enteropneusta; Harrimaniidae. The record is from RefSeq and is a predicted model, not a curated record.